AAGGAGCAAUCGCAUUCGCAGCAGCAGCAGUGGCAGCAGAGUUGAAAAAGUUUGCGGGCGGGUUACACAAAAAAGUCGAGUGCUCGAAGAAAUUUGUGAAUAACUCCAGCAAAACGAAUUUUAUUAAUUGGAAUUUAUCAAUAGAAAUUGGAAAAAAGUGCAUGUGCAUUGUGGUAAUUGAAGAAAAUGUUUGAUUUAAUGAUAUGUCCAUGAAACGACCCAACGAUAUUUGAAUAUAAACAUAUGUACACGCAUACAAACAUACAUGUACAUACAUAUAUGAAAGUAGCGAAAAGUGCGAGCAAAAUAAAGCCGAAUGAAAGUAAGAAAAAUUAAGUAGUGCAGCCGAUUUGUGUAUGUGUUCUUAACGAUAAAAAUAAUAAAAAAUAAAAUAUAAUUACAACAGAACGCAGAACAAACCGCACAAAACGUUUAAAAAAUAAGUGAAAUACAUACAUACAUAAAUUUCGUAAGAAAAACCCACAAUUACAUAAGUGAGUUUUUGCGAACAUAUUUCAAUCGCUACAACAAAAAUAAUUAAAGUGAACAGCAGCAUCCGUUAAUCGGCAAACUAAAAAAGAAAAUCCAAACAACAACAAAAUAUCACAACAACUUGUGUUCAACAAAAAACGCGCUUUACACCAACAAUUGCAUUGCAAUAAAUUCGCCGUAAUCGAAGCCAUUUGAUUAUUUCACUUCGCUAACCGCAUAAAAGGAAACAAAAACAAAAACAUAAAAGAAAAUGGGUUGCACAACAUCAGCCGAGGAACGUGCAGCGCUCCAGCGUUCAAAGCAAAUCGAAAAGAAUCUCAAAGAGGAUGGCAUUCAGGCGGCAAAAGACAUCAAACUCUUGCUACUGGGUGCUGGUGAAUCGGGUAAAAGCACAAUUGUCAAACAAAUGAAAAUUAUUCACGAAAGCGGGUUCACCCCAGAGGAUUUCAAACAAUAUCGGCCGGUUGUAUACAGCAACACAAUACAAUCAUUAGUUGCAAUACUUAGAGCGAUGCCAAUACUCGGUAUUGCGUAUCACAAUAAUGAACGGGAGAAUGAUGCAAAAAUGGUAUUUGAUGUUUGCCAACGCAUGCACGACACGGAACCAUUCUCAGAGGAGCUUUUGGCUGCCAUGAAACGAUUGUGGCAGGAAGUUGGCGUUCAAGAGUGCUUCUCACGUAGCAACGAAUAUCAAUUGAAUGAUUCAGCUAAAUAUUUCCUCGACGAUUUGGAUCGGUUAGGUGCCAAGGAUUAUCAACCGACCGAACAGGAUAUUCUACGCACGCGUGUCAAGACGACCGGUAUUGUUGAAGUGCAUUUCUCAUUUAAAAAUCUCAAUUUCAAACUAUUUGACGUUGGCGGCCAGCGUUCGGAGCGAAAGAAGUGGAUCCAUUGUUUCGAAGAUGUGACAGCGAUCAUUUUCUGUGUCGCCAUGUCUGAGUAUGAUCAGGUCUUGCAUGAGGAUGAGACUACGAAUCGUAUGCAAGAGUCAUUGAAGCUCUUCGAUUCGAUUUGCAACAACAAAUGGUUCACCGAUACAUCCAUCAUUUUGUUCUUGAAUAAGAAGGAUUUGUUUGAGGAGAAGAUUCGAAAGAGUCCAUUGACAAUCUGCUUCCCUGAAUAUACAGGAGGUCAAGAAUACAGCGAAGCUGCUGCUUACAUUCAAGCUCAAUUCGAAGCGAAAAACAAAUCAACCUCAAAGGAAAUCUACUGCCACAUGACGUGCGCCACAGAUACAAAUAAUAUACAGUUUGUUUUCGAUGCUGUUACCGAUGUCAUUAUUGCCAACAAUCUGCGCGGCUGCGGUUUGUAUUAAGCAGAAACAACAACAGCAUCAACAGCAGCAGCAGUUAAGUCCAGCGCAGCAAACGAACCAAACAACGCAUGGCGAAAAAUCAUUGUCGGACUCCAUCACCACCGCUUCAGUUACAACAACUACAAUUAUGAUAACAACAACAACAAUUAUGUUAACAUAACAACAAAUGUCACAAGUGCAGCCAGCACUAAAGCGACUACUAAAAAAUUUUCAACAGAAAAUGUCGUUCGAAUAUUCGAACAUUUUUCGAAAACUAAGAGCACUAACCUCAACUACUGAGCUCAUGUCAGUAUUUUUGCCGAAUAUAAUGUUCUGAUGAACAGUUAAUUUAAUUUAAAAGUAUUGUAAAAAUUAUUUUUGAUGCCAAUAUUUUACUGUUAUCUUCAUAAAAUAAUCGAUAGCAUUGGAAAUGCCAGAAAUUUAUGUACAUACAUACAUGUAAAUGCCAACGAUAGCGGUGAGUGAUGGAUAACUGAUUAAAUGAUUUGUUAAGGCGUUGCACUAAACAAAUUGGCGCUGAAAGCGAAGGCUAAAGCAGUUGCCGCAGCGGUAACACACAGCAGUGGAGGAGUGAAAUGUACAUUUUAGUCAAGCAAAUUGAACAAAAACCAACGCACACAUACAAACACGCACGUACAUACACACAAACACACACACACACCAGAAACAUUAUUACUAAUUAAGCUUACAAAAAAAAACAAAACAAAAAACCAACCGAUGAAGAAGUGAAGUGGUAGACACAGAGAAAUCAGUAAAAGAAGCAAGAAAACUCUCUAAUAAUACAGAAAAUUUAAUUAAUUAAAUCAUAACUGAGAUUAAAAACUGGCAACACAAAACCAAAAACAAAAAAGUAUAAAUUUAUUUAGAAUUAUAUAAAGCGUAAAAACCAGGUCAUUGUAAUGUAAAAUUCCGAAACACUGUAAAAAGCCGUUUACUAAGUACAUAUACACAUACAUACAUGUAUAAAUAUGUAUGUAUGUAUGAACAUAUUAGAGCAACAGUAAACCGUACAGAAUUUGAAGUAAAUCAAAAGCAAAAAAACUCAAUUUAGAGAAAACGCACCACUACUUCUACACUAGUUUACUGUAUAUGUAUAAACUACAUUAGGCUGAUACUUAGACGAUACAACAACAACAAGAACAAAACAACGGACCGUUUGCUAUACUAUUGACAUACAAUAUACAAGUACAUACAUGCAUAGAGUUUAAAUAAAUUGAUUGAAUUUGUGAAUUUCUUAGUGAGUACGCUGUUUGGGGUGAACACACGGCGCACAUUGUAACACAUACAUACAUACAUGCGUAAUUGCAUAACCUAAAAUUAGCACAAAGAUAAACGAACACACAAAGUUAUAAUUUAUAGAUUAUUUAUGAUAAAUUUUUAAUACAAAAAGAAUAUAUGAAAUAUGUUGUUAUGUUAUAGUAGACGAUACAAGCUGACUUGUGCUGGGAAAUUUUUAAGUUUCGUAAAAAAAUUAUACAUUUUUUACUAUCUUUUAAUGUUUUUUUUCUACUCUUUAUUAGUUCUAUUUUUUAGUUUUUUUUUUUUAAUUUUUCUUUAAAAUAAUUUUUUUUUAAUUUUUUCUUGGAGGUAUUUUCUUUUUUAAUUUUUUCUUAAUUUUUUUUUUAAUUUUUUCUGUAAAAUAUUUUUUUUCUUUUAUUAAUUUUUUUCUAUUCUAUUUUUUUGAUUAUGUUCAAAAACUGUUGACUGUUUCAAUUAUUAUGUUUAAGACUUUAUAUUACCAUAAACUUGUUUUAAUGAGAUUAAUUUUAUUUUGCGUUCUCUCGCUCUCAAAUUGUGUUGAAAAUCGUUGGCUGCUAAUGCAACUGUAUGACAUGGAAAAAUUAAAAAAAACUAAUUUUUUUUUUUAAAAUCUAGAACUUUUUUUAAUAUAAUUUCUAAACAAUGUAUUUUUUUUAUUUUUAUUAUUUUUUUUUAAUUUUAAAUUUUUUUAAAAUAUUUUUCUAGUUUUUUUUUUUAAUUUUUUUCUAUUUUUUUUAUACAAAAAAAAUUUUAAUUUAAAAUUAAUUACCGUUAUGUAAAAAAAAAUGUGAGAGCCAAAGCAACACACGCAACACGUUUUUUUCUGUAUUUAUUGCGCUUCAAGAGCCUACCUUUCAGUCAAAAUCUUGUUUUAUUUGUUUUAAAUAAUUUUUUGUUACAUACAUACAUAUAUACAAAUAGCACGCACAAACACACGCACAUACAUAAACACAGGCGUACAAUAACGUACAAUACAAUUACAUAACAUACGAACCGUUAUAAAAACCAUAAAAAAUACAUUAAAAAAAAUAUGUAAAAUAAACGAGAGAUUUAUACUAAAAUGCAUAUUCAACCAUUAAAAUAAAAAUGUAUAAUAAAUUAAAAUAAAUAAAUAUUUAUGUAUUUAGUGAAAUGGCAUUUAACACAAUUUGUGUGUAAUUGUUUAUACUAUGAUUACUACUAUUAUUAUUAAUGAUUAUAAUUAUUAUUGUUUAUGAUAUAUAUGUAUGUAUAAUGUAUUAUGAUAAAUGUAUAUGUAUUGCGUAUGAGCCGCCAGCUCGUUAUAAUUGAAUUUAUAUUUUAAUUUAAUAACUAAUUAUUUAUAUAUAAUAAUUUUUUUUUAAUUUUUAAUUUUUUACUUUUUUAUAAUUUUAAUCAUACACGCUUACAGACAUGCAUUUUUAAUUGCAUUUGACCUUUUGUUUUGCAAAAUAAAUUACAAUAAAACGUUUUUUAGUUUAAUUUAUUAAAUAAAAUUAAAAAAUGUUCUAAAAAAUAAGAAAAUUAUAUAAAAGAUUAAGCAACUACAUAACAUCACACAAAUGCCAUGUCAAAUAUUUAACUUUAAAAAAAUUUUGUCUAGUAAAAUGUUACGAUUUUCUGCUCCGAGCAAUUGUUUUGCUCUCUUACUUACUUAUUUUCAUUGCUUACCGACAGUUAUGCACCAACUGUUAAAACUAACCUCAUUUUUUUUUUUAAUUUUUUCUUGUUUUUUAGUUUAUAAAUUUGCAUCGAAGUUUAUACACUUUUUCUUUGUAUUUUUAUGACAAUUUAACCUUAAGUUGCCAACGCUCUCGCGAGUUUCUUCAAAAUUGCGCGCGCUUCAUUGUUGAAAGCGCGUUCUUCUCAUUUUGUUAACCAACGCUUAUCGAAUAUUUUAUAGACUACUUCAUUUUCUUUAAUUUUGUAUAAAAUAUUUAAAACUGUCUUUGCCCCUAUUUUACUCUCUGUCUCUCUUAUUCUCCUAAAUAUACAUAUUUAUAUAUAGAUUCGAUGCUAUCGUAAUUAAGUUAUUUUAAAUAAAUAAAAUGUACACUGUUACGCACAGAUAUACUUACUCUUACGUAUUAUCCACAUACUCGUAAGUUGCAAUUGUACCAAAAAUCAGUUUUAAAUAAAGCCUAAAUAAAUAUGUAUUUAAACAAAUAUUAUCAUUUAAGUGUGCAACAAGUAUUUUGCAAAUGUUCCGCUUGCAAUAAAGUUUAGUUAUAGUAGGAAAUAGAUGAAAAUGGUGUGAACACACAAUUUUACCGUAAUAUUAAUGAGUUCCACAACCAUAUGCUGAGCGUAGUAGUUAAUGUUUAUGGGUUAAUAAUAAACGUGUUUACGCCAACUA
Messenger RNA from Bactrocera neohumeralis, 5402 nucleotides. RefSeq names its product G protein alpha o subunit (gene Galphao). The transcript has 8 exons. The record is from RefSeq and is a predicted model, not a curated record. Lineage: Eukaryota; Metazoa; Arthropoda; Insecta; Diptera; Tephritidae. Gene Ontology annotation, biological process: adenylate cyclase-modulating G protein-coupled receptor signaling pathway. Gene Ontology annotation, molecular function: GTP binding; G-protein beta/gamma-subunit complex binding; G protein-coupled receptor binding. The coding region runs from base 743 to 1807 and encodes 354 amino acids. Gene Ontology annotation, cellular component: heterotrimeric G-protein complex.